AAUAUCGAAAUGGUACUAUCCGAAAUUGGAUCGAGUACCAUCUCAGCCGUGGGGCAUUUCUUGCAGUCUAGCACCAGGGCCGGGUCAUUAGGCCGUCUCUCUCGCGCCCAUAUUAAUCUGGGGUAAGAAAGAUUGGACCGGCGGUACCGGUGAUGUAAUGGUGCUAAAUAUCGUGCGGAGGGGGCGGUUUAUUUUAGUGGUACUAUAUAUAAAAAAAUGGAUUGCCAAAAUUGGUAUCAUUGCGAAGUGUUUGUGAUUGGAACCAUUGGGAUCGAGAUGAAACAAUACAUACUUGUAGCCGCCCUUAUCGGCCUAGCUUCUUGUGGAAGAUUAGACCGCCAAUACGUCCCUUCAAAUGCCCAAGCAGGGUACCAACAAGGUGCCCAAGGAGGGUACCAACAAGGAGAUCAAGGAGGUGCGCCCAAUCAAUACCAAGGUGGUGGUGCGUCCAACUACCAAAGAUCCCCAAACGCAGACAUCCCAAUCUUGAAACUGGACCAACAAAACGAAGGUGACGGUAACUACCAGUACGCUUUCGAAACCGGUAACGGUAUCCAAGCUCAGCAACAAGGCAACGCCUACGAAGGCGCGGGUACUCAAUCCCAAGGUUCCUACUCGUACACCUCCCCUGAAGGUGAACAAAUCCAGAUCAGCUACCAAGCGGGCGAAAACGGUUUUAUCCCGCAAGGUUCUCACAUUCCUACCGCACCCCCAGUGCCGGAGGAAAUCCAGAAAGCUCUCGAACAGAAUUUGGCUGAUGAAGCUAGAGGUAUUGUUGAUGAUGGACAGUACAGGGCUGAGUAUGAUGGUGAACAUCAACAACAAGGUGGAUAUCAACAACAAAAGAACCAGUACCAAGGAGCUCAGAGCAAUCAGUACAUUCCUCCAAGUUCAGGACAGAGGCAAGGAGGUAGUGGCUACAAGUAUUAGAUUUUUAAAUUGUUUGUUUUGUUGAUAUUAAUGUAUAUUUUUAUUAAGUAAAUGUGAUAUGUGAUUGAA
Ceutorhynchus assimilis (cabbage seed weevil) is the source of this 999-nucleotide messenger RNA. The record is from the annotation of a GenBank genome assembly. Lineage: Eukaryota; Metazoa; Arthropoda; Insecta; Coleoptera; Curculionidae.